Astyanax mexicanus (Mexican tetra) is the source of this 843-nucleotide messenger RNA. It is a transcript of the gene ppdpfa, whose product is annotated as pancreatic progenitor cell differentiation and proliferation factor a. Gene Ontology annotation, biological process: multicellular organism development; cell differentiation. Lineage: Eukaryota; Metazoa; Chordata; Actinopteri; Characiformes; Acestrorhamphidae. The transcript is spliced from 5 exons. The record is from RefSeq and is a predicted model, not a curated record. The coding region runs from base 221 to 577 and encodes 118 amino acids.
AGCGCUGUGGGUCAGGCUGGUCCACAAAGAGCGGUGCCCCACCGGCAACCUGAGCACCUGGGCGGGUUUUACCCCAAAAAUAACUAACACAAAUGGGCCCCGUCGCCUAACAUUUAGCCCACCUAACACCGUCGACCAGCUGUGACUUCAUCCAUCUGCAGCUUCACAUUUUAAAGGUAUUCCAUCUUUUCCACGGUUGACACUUGAAGAUUAGGGAAAAAUGGCAGCAAUUCCAUCAGGCGGCUCCCUUGUUGCCACCCAUGACUACUACCGAAGGCGCAUAGGAUCUACUUCCAGCAACAGUUCCUGUGGCAGUUCGGAGUACACUGGGGAAGUCAUUCCGCACCACCCAGCUCUACCAAGGCAAGACUCAGGCCACUGGUGGUCCAGUUUCUUUUUUGGGAAACAGAAUCAGAUAGGAACCCCUAAUGGAUUCGACGCCCAACAGAAGACUGGAACCUACACAGUGACUAAUGGUCAGGUGACCUGCAUAGCCCGCGAGAUGGUGAUGAAGAGGCAGCUAAGCGAAAGCAGCGACUCUGGCAAGCCAGAGCUCACCACGCCCCCAGCCUCUUAGUCCCUGCCCACUUAGAGAACUUCAUCCUUCACCCCCACCCAGAGUCACCGACGUAGACGCAGGCGUUUGUUUUUUUUGUACUUUUAGUAGAGUGAGGCUGCCUUCAUGUUGUUUCUAAUGCUACCUUUUACUAACGACCAAAACUGUUUCAUAAAAGCCAAAAAAGAGGCGUGCUAUUCCCACGCGGCUAUGGCCAUUUGUUACUGUGUGCACUAUAUCAUCAACAUAUUGUUUGCUGCUGAAUAAAAGUUUGCAGCCUGUAACAA